Molecule: messenger RNA, 1175 nt
Organism: Aspergillus piperis CBS 112811
Lineage: Eukaryota; Fungi; Ascomycota; Eurotiomycetes; Eurotiales; Aspergillaceae
Exons: 2
Coding region: 51-1046 (331 amino acids)
Source: RefSeq, a predicted model, not a curated record
GUUUAUAUUUGAUCCGACACUUUAGGGUCUUGCUGUUAUUGUCAUUCAUUAUGGUGGCCCUCGCAUCCAAGCAAGUGGGCGUGAUAGUUGCUUUCUUGAUACUUGAUCUCUUAGCCCUCGUCGCCCUAGGGUUAAGGCUCUACGCUCGCUCUUUUACACGACGAGAGCUCAAGGCGCACGAUGUCUUGACUAUAAUUUCCAUGAUAAUGCUAGUGGGAUAUACCGCCUGCCUUCUUGUCUCCACCGUCAACGGCGGAGUUGGAAUGCACAUCGCCCGGGCGAUGGUGUCCGGCUUUGACGUUGUGCUGGGAUUAAAAGCAUUCUUCGCCUCUCAAUUCUUUUGGGCGGUCAGCAUCGCGAGCUUCCGUCUCGCAAUUCUGGACUUCUACAUUCAAACCUUCACCGUCUUCAAAUUUCGCAUCGCCGCGUACACCCUCGCGACCAUCGUCGUUCUAUUCUUCAUUGGAAGUCUGACGACGACACUGCGCUUAUGUCGCCCGAUUGCUUUCAAUUGGGAUACCACCCUCAAUGGCUCCUGUGGCAAUGAAGCGACCGCCGAGCUCGCGGCAGCCGCCUUCAACAUGGUCUUGGAUAUCGUGAUUGUCCUGCUGCCACUGCCAGUCACCUGGAAAUUGCAGAUGACGACACAGAAGAAGGCCGCGGCGGAUUUCACGUAUUGUACGGCGGACAGCGCGAUCCUCACUGUGGCUGAGAUGGCAGUGGGCAUCUUGGUGGCUUGUGUUCCUACCUUGGGCCCUGUCCUCCUUCCCAGUCGUCGAAAGCGAUUUACGGAGCGAGCGAAACCUGUGGGCGGUAGUGGCGUGAGUGGUGCUGGAAGCAGCAUUAGAAGCUUGAAGAAUAACAGUAGCCGGUGGCUGUUUAGCAAAUUCUCGACGAACAGUCAGCGGAACGCCACCAUCACUACUACAGUUACCCAUGACGAUUCCCGUGAUUCGCAGAGCGAGCUUGUUUGCAAGCAUUCCCAAACCCCUCAAUCGACUGGGGAUAUCGCUGUAUGGCGGGAGUUUGAGCUCACAGUAAAAUGAUCUCCUACGCUUCUUCGCUUUUUGUCCUCACCCUUCUUGGUUUCGUCGAGAGAGUUUGAGGAUAAGGACUCAUUGUUAUAAGAUCUGGCCUGGUAUUAAACUCUCAGUGUUGCUUCGAUUUGUUCUGGU